This is a messenger RNA of Cryptomeria japonica (Japanese cedar), 1061 nucleotides long. Its product is annotated as GRF1-interacting factor 2. Bases 113 to 814 code for a protein of 233 amino acids. Gene Ontology annotation, biological process: positive regulation of transcription by RNA polymerase II. The transcript is spliced from 4 exons. Lineage: Eukaryota; Viridiplantae; Streptophyta; Pinopsida; Cupressales; Cupressaceae. Gene Ontology annotation, molecular function: transcription coactivator activity. Gene Ontology annotation, cellular component: nucleus. The record is from RefSeq and is a predicted model, not a curated record.
AUAUUCCGCAGCCAAUCCUAUGUCAUGCAAUACCCAUUUGUCAUUUCUCUGUCUUGUAUUUCCUAGCCUUAAGAAGAGGUGAGAGAAGGGAAGUGAGCUAUUCCUGCUGCCCAUGAUGAACAACCAGCCUGAUCAUAACUAUCAGGGAGAUAUGAUGAGCAACUAUCCAUAUUCAUCAGGCGCCACUGUCACAACUGAGCUAAUUCAGAAGUAUCUGGAAGAAAACAGAAAGCUGAUAGUGGCGAUUUUGGACAAUCAGAGCCUGGGCAGGCUACAAGAAUGCGCCACGUAUCAAGCAAGAUUGCAGAAUAAUCUCCUGUAUUUGGCGGCAAUUGCAGAUGCACAGUCUCAACCAGUUUGUCCGACUCUUCCGGGGAGAACAAGUCCAAUGCUGCAACAUGGCCAAUUACAGUAUGUCCAACCUCAAAAUCAUCUGCAGCAACAACAGAUAGUGAACCAGUCUAUCUUAGGGAAGGACAUCACACAUCCUUCUAACCUGCAGCCAAUGCAUGGCAUUCCUCAACAACAGCAGCAAUUUUUCUUUCAUGCUUCUCCUUCUUCUGUAUAUAAUCCCAAUAUCCAGUUCAAUAUGCCCCUUGGUUCAGAGAUGGGUGGUGGUUUAAACUCUUCUGGAAGUAUCCACGAUUUCUCCAAUGGCCUCACAAGCAGCACUACUGUGCAGGGCAACAUGGUUCUGGAUCCCAAUACUUCUGAUCAUGGUGAUCCAAAUACGACAAGAGAAGGUGCUUCUGGAUCAGGUCAAGGUGCUCAGGAUUCUGAUACAUAUCUCACUCUUCCUGAAGAUGGAAAUUGAUUGUUGUGGUUCUUGAGUGGUCUUAAAACACAAAUCUCCUGGUCGUCAUUGAUCAGUGAUAAUUGAAAUGAACAUGAAUUUAUAUUUGUAUGUCAAUAAUAGAAAGAAACAGACAGAUUUUGCCAAAGUAUAUUUAAAAUUAGGUCUGUGGAUACAUCAUAUGUUAACUAUUACAGAGAAAAAACUGCAAUGUGCUCAAAGAGUGUUUUAACAGAUCAAGAUUUAUGAGAAUGUGUUCUAUUUUUUA